UGUAGUGGUCAUCAAACUGUUGUUUGUAAACAACAAAUCCUUGUCAUUGGAGGAUACAUUGGUAGUAAAGGAUAUUCAGAUCUGAUCAGUGAAAUAAAAAUUACAGGUGCAACAUCUUAUGUUUUGAAAGAGUUGUGUCAUAUGCCUGAACCACGUUAUGGCCAUGGUGCUGUUGUUGUUGAUGAUAAAGUUUUUAUUUUUGGAGGAUGGGGAAAAGAUGGCAAAGUUUUAUCUAGUGUUUUGGAGUUUGAUCCAAGGACUCUUACAUUUAAGGAAAUGCCUCCAUUACCUCAUCUAUUGACUCAAAUGGCAACAGUUCAAUGGAGAGAUCAAGUUGUUCUUCUUGGAGGUUAUGAUGGAAAAGAAAGGUUGAACAGUGUUAUCAUGUAUGACACUAAGACAGGUAAGAUUACAGUCUUACCAUCCAUGUUGGAAAAGAGAUCCUGUUGUUGUGCAGUUAUAACAGAUGAUACAAUUGUUGUCAUGGGAGGUUGGAAUGAUAAAGGUAAUUUCUUAAUUCAGUGGAGUGUUUCAAAAUGGGAUGUAGUUCUUCAUGGAAAUAUCUUCCUUCAAUGAACGAGCCACGAUACUUGUC
Messenger RNA from Xenia sp. Carnegie-2017, 595 nucleotides. Its product is annotated as kelch-like protein 12. The record is from RefSeq and is a predicted model, not a curated record. The transcript is spliced from 2 exons. Lineage: Eukaryota; Metazoa; Cnidaria; Anthozoa; Malacalcyonacea; Xeniidae. Bases 142 to 576 code for a protein of 144 amino acids. Gene Ontology annotation, molecular function: protein binding.